AUGAAAGGUCUCCACUGGCGUUACACUCGGCUGCCCAGUCGGGUGGAGGAUGCUCUGUCUGUGGAGGAGGGUGAGGAAGAGGAGACAGCCCCGGCCCCAUUCUCAGCUCCUGUUCCUGAAGAUCCUGUGGAGCCCCAGCUGGCAGAAGCCAGCCAGGUUCUAGGAACCUCGGAGAUGAGGCAGCUCAGCCUCCACCUCCCCCCAAGAGUCACCGGACAUUCCUGGAGCCUGGCCUUCUGUACGUCAAGAAAUGGCUUCAGCCUGCGGAGCCUUUACAGGCAGAUGGAAGGCCACAGUGGGCCAGUGCUGCUGGUGCUGAGGGACCAGGAUGGGCAGAUGUUUGGGGCCUUCUCCUCCUCGGCUCUUCGACUCAGCAAAGGCUUCUAUGGUACUGGAGAGACAUUCCUCUUCUCCUUCUCCCCACAGCUGAAGGUCUUCAAGUGGACAGGAAGGAAUUCUUUCUUUGUGAAAGGAGACUUGGAUUCACUGAUGAUGGGCAGUGGCAGUGGCCAGUUUGGACUGUGGUUGGAUGGAGACUUGUAUCACGGCGGAAGCCACCCCUGUGCAACCUUCAACAAUGAGGUGUUGGCCCGGCGAGAGCAGUUCUGCAUCAAGGAACUGGAGGCCUGGGUCCUGAGCGGAUGCCCCCAUCGUGGGAAGCUUCCUGAAGCAACCAGUGCUCACACUUGCUCAUGA
This is a messenger RNA of Puma concolor (puma), 696 nucleotides long. It is a transcript of the gene TLDC2, whose product is annotated as TBC/LysM-associated domain containing 2. NCBI's taxonomy places the organism in Eukaryota, Metazoa, Chordata, Mammalia, Carnivora, Felidae. Gene Ontology annotation, cellular component: nucleus. The record is from RefSeq and is a predicted model, not a curated record. Gene Ontology annotation, biological process: response to oxidative stress.